Aureobasidium subglaciale EXF-2481 is the source of this 920-nucleotide messenger RNA. RefSeq lists its product as uncharacterized. Gene Ontology annotation, molecular function: translation initiation factor activity. The transcript has 4 exons. Gene Ontology annotation, cellular component: eukaryotic translation initiation factor 3 complex; cytoplasm. NCBI's taxonomy places the organism in Eukaryota, Fungi, Ascomycota, Dothideomycetes, Dothideales, Saccotheciaceae. The coding region runs from base 23 to 835 and encodes 270 amino acids. The record is from RefSeq and is a predicted model, not a curated record.
CUACCUUUAACAACCCGCAAUCAUGGCAGGCGCUUGGGAUGACGAAGAGUCUAGCGGCUCUGCUCCCGGCUCUCCUCAAAUUAUCGCCCGUCGCAGCAAGUUCGACGACGAGGAGGAGGAAGGUGAUGUCCUCGACUCCUGGGAUGCCGCCGAAGACUCGGAAGUUGAGAGAGAAAAGGCAAAGAAGGUCGCAGAGGCAAAGGCAAAGGCUGAAGAGGAGGCCAAGAAGAACCACAAGUCCAAGAGUCAGAGAAUAGAGGAGAGAAGACAAGAGAACAUGCGCAAGAGACUGGAAGACGCCGACUUCGACAGCGAGGAUGACGAGGACGAAGCCGAGCGCAAGGCUAGACUGCGCAGAGAACAGAAGGAGUCCGACCUUAAGCACGCCGAGGAUCUCUUCGAGGGUAUCGGUGUUCCUGCCACCCGCAGCAACCCCAAGGCCAUCACCGUUGCCGACGAGAAGCAGCCCGGAAAUGCCAUCGACCUCUCGGCCAUGCCUUUGUUCAAUCCCACUACCAAGGACCAGUUUGCCAAGCUCCGUGAGAUCCUUUCUCCUCUUCUCGUAGCAAACAGCAAGAAGGCUCAGUACACGCUGUUCAUGCAGGAGUUCGCCAAGGACAUUGUCAAGGAGCUUCCCAGCGAACAGAUCAAGAAGAUUGCCAGUGGAUUGACCACCCUCUCCAACGAGAAGAUGAGAGAAGAGAAAGAAGCACUCAAGGGAGGCAAGAAGUCAAAGGCAGCCAAGACCAAGACCAGUCUUGCAGGUGGUAGAAACGUCGAUGCCGACACGACUGUCUACGAUGAUGAUGGUCUCGAUGACGGCGACUUCAUGUAAAUGAUGAACGACAAGAGAAGCGAGUUCGAUUUCCCGGCAAUGGAUCUCCUUUGUGGAUAAUGGAUAGAGAGUACGAGAAGCAUUU